AUGGAAUUAUUUAGAUCAGAGCUGUUUUACAUAUUCGUUAGAAACGAAUCAAGUUUGUGGUGGAAUAGACUAACAGGGGCAUUUUCAGUGCGAUCAGCAUGGGAUCUCUCCGACAUAGAAGACAUCGAAUGCUUAGGCAUCACAGACGGUAUAUUGGGCAAAGUAGAGCAUUCCAAUGUGUUCGAACCACGCCUAAUGAUUAUAAAGGAGAGUGCUCCAGUAGGCACUAUAUACUUCCAUCAUACCAUAUAUAAAAUCAAAUCUGUAUGCUUUUUGAAUAUGGGCCCCAAUAACCAAGAGGUGGAAUUAUCUCCUUGCACUAAGCAUGGUUCCUUGAACAGUGUUACUAGCUCAAACAAGUCAUUAAAUAAAAAAAUGGGGGCAAGACUAUUUGAAAAUUCAGCAUUUUUAAAUAAGACUGUUGGUGCUGUUAAGAAUGUGAGCAACACCAUCAAGACUACUACUCAACAAGCAGCUACACAGGUGAAACAGACAGUUAAAAAACAACGAGAUCCGAAACUCUCAGAGCGUUUUGAGAAACGACUAGCAGAUGAACUAACUAAAAUAUUUGACGACUCCGAUAGCUUCUUCUAUUCCCGGACCUUGGAUUUGACGAAUAGUCUCCAGAGACAGUACGAGAUAGAGAAGAUGCUUGAAACAGCGGAAGGUGUUGGGAAGCCCGUUAUUGAUAUCACCAAAUGGUGGAAACACGUCGACGAUCGGUUCUUUUGGAAUAAGCAUAUGUUAAAGGAUAUUAUUGCGCUUGGGAGUCCAGCGUGCGACCAAUGGAUCCUUCCAGUGAUCCAGGGAUACGUGCACCUCUCACAAAUAGCAGUAGAACCUCCUGAUGCAAAUCCUCUCAACGCGGAUCCUGGCGGCAACGCGAGCUCGUGUGAUGAGACCUUUACCCUCGGCCUCAUAUCGAGGCGGUCGAGGUACCAAGCUGGAACUAGAUAUAAUCGUCGCGGCAUCGAACCGGAAGGCAAAGUUGCCAAUUAUGUAGAAACAGAACAAAUUGUGUCCAUCAUAUGCACCGAUAGUAUACAUAGAGCCUCCUUUGUACAGGUACGAGGUUCAGUGCCCAUAUUUUGGAGUCAACCUGAUCUGAAGUUCAGACCGCCACCGCGGCUUGACAAAAGCGACGAAGAAUCUCACUCGGCGUUCAAGAAACACUUCGCCGAAGAACUUAAGCUGUACAAGCAGGUGUGCAUUGUGAACCUGGUGGAACAGCAAGGCAGGGAGCGCGUCAUAUGGGAAGCGUACGGCAACCAUGUGUUACAGUACAAUAGCCCUGAUAUUAUUUACGCUACGUUUGAUUUUCACGAGUACUGCCGCGGCAUGCACUACGAGAAUGUAAGUAUCCUGAUCAACGCAAUAGCGGACGUGAUUAGCGAGAUGCGGUUCUGUUGGCGGGAUGACAAGGGACUUAUAUGUACGCAAAAUGGUGUGUUCAGGGUUAACUGCAUCGAUUGUCUUGAUAGAACGAAUGUUGUUCAGACAGCAAUAGCGAAGUACGUGCUGGAGCUCCAGUUGUGCCGGCUGGGGCUGGGCACGCCGGGCAGCGGCCUGCCGCCCUCGCUGCGGCAGGCCUUCCUCACCAUGUGGGCCGACAACGGGGACGUCAUCUCGCGACAGUACGCUGGCACCAAGGCGCUCAAGGGCGACUACACAAGAACUGGUGAGAGGAAAUUCACGGGCUUGAUGAGAGACGGCGUCGCAUCUGCUAACAGAUUUUUCAUCUGCCAUUUUAACGACGCCAUAACACAAUGUGCCAUUGACAUUUUACUCGGACAGGAAGUCAAUAUGGCGACUAUUGAAAGCUUUCAUAGCUUAUGGCGAGAUAUAAAGACAGCGUCGUUGAUUUUGUAUGAGAAUAUGGACAUUGACCGGCCAAAGUUAGAAAUGAUGCCUAGUUACUUUGGCCAUGGUAUGACUAGUGAAUUGGCUGGAGCUGAGAUCGCUUAUGGACUGGGGAGAUACUAUCUGUCGACCUUCAAGGACGCUCUCCGACAAAUAGCCAUCGACGUGAUGACGGGUGAAUCUCGCACCAUACCCGAACAGCUGAUUGGGCCGGAUUGCGGACGAUGCACCUCUGUCAAGUUGCUCAUGUACAAUGAGGUAGACACAGCAGCGAUGGCUCAACACGUGAAAUCUCUCAUAGACGACUGCAAGAAGCUUUUGGUGGAUUCGGAGCCCAUCCUUGGCUCCUGGGGACUUAUCGAUGCUGAUCCUAACACGGGCGACCCGCAGGAGACGGAGAUGGACAGCGUGCUGGUGCUGACCAGCGACGCGUACUACGUGGCCGACUACGACGAGACCUCCGACCGCCUGCUCGCCGUGCAGAGGGUGUCGCUCGCAGACGUCACACACAUCGAACUCGGCCCCUUCGAUGCCAACUCUUCUCUGUUCGGUGUGAGCCGCAAGAGCAGUUCCGAGCCGGUGUACUGCAUUCGCAUCAAUUACACGUACAACUGUGAAGCAGGUUACUACCACAUGUUCAGGUCCACCACGCUGAGGUUCUUCAACAACAUGGCCGUUGUUAUCAAUACCAAAGAUGAAAUGAUCGAAUCGUUACAUUCUAUUUGCGAGUCAAUUAUUGUAGCUCGAGACGUGGCGAAGCUACCCCCUAUAUCCUUCCACGAUGGUGCCAAACUAGAAAAAAAGAAAUCUAAGAUACAUCCCGUACACGGCCUAUCCGGUGGCGCAAGAUCGUCUCUAUAUUUGGACUUAUCGCGACUGCCCACACUCACGCGCAAUGUUAGCGAAACACAAUUGGUCGCGGAUAUAAGAAGCGUUGGAUCCAAAGCCUUGACCAACAUGACGGAACAAUUCAGCAAGCUAAACAAACUAAGCCAUUCGCUGAAUGCCCGCGCGCGUCCAAGCUUACAACUUAAGUUUGACCAAGGUACCUCCCGGACCAAGAAAAUAUUCACUCUUGGCCAAAACAAGAACGACAAUAAGAAAAAAGGCAGUUUAUCCGAUGGUAUGAGCUCAGAUUAUUCUUCAGACGAUGAAAAUAGGACAAAUAUAUUUGAGCCAACAUUGGACAACUUUGAAAACACUCAACAUUAUAUUGGCAAAGCCUCAAAAACUGAAGCAGACAAUGACUGCGAUUUGAUCGAAAAUCCUUUGUACUCAUCAAAAAUUGAGCCCAAUGACGAAAGUAAAAAGCAAGAAGUAUUUAUGGCGGAAAUCGUCACAAACGUUGAUAAGCAAACGUCAAAAACUCCAGUCAAUGUGAACAAAAUUAAUCCGUUUAAUAUAGACGCUUAUAAGACGCCAGAGAUUCAAGUUGAAGGAGAUUUUGCGAAGCCUGCGCCUCCAAACUCUCUUCUACUUACACAAAAAUUAUCUCAUAGUUCUAAUGAACUAAACUUUGAAGACACUCAACCCGAGAGCGCCAACUAUCACGUUAGAUCUAAUUCCCAACAUGAGAUUACUUUGAAUAUAGCUCAAUCGCACAGCGAGUCGGCUCUGCGGCAGUUUAAAAAUAUCGCUAGUCCCGUGUCCAGUUCUACCAAAGACAUGGUAUUGUCGCCGUUAACCAAACUGGCGAAGGGCGUGCAGAAUUUAGGCGCUAAUUUGGAUCCGAGGAAGAUAAAGGGCAGCAACGCAACAGUAAAGCACAUAACCGAACAACAGUAUGAAGAACAUAGAAAACUACAAGAGAAAUGGCGUGGAUGCAGCACUCGGCUCGUAGCGCUCUAA
Arctia plantaginis is the source of this 3708-nucleotide messenger RNA. The record is from the annotation of a GenBank genome assembly. Lineage: Eukaryota; Metazoa; Arthropoda; Insecta; Lepidoptera; Erebidae.